AUGGAAGAAGUACAUACAAACGGCGAUUUAAGGAAGAGAAAGUAUGAUGCUCACGACGCAAACGAUAUAUCAUCCCUCAAAAAGGAAACAAAGUCUGAAGUAACUGAAUAUCAGCCUUCCAACAAUAAGACAAUUGGUUUAAUUUUUGUAUCUCUUCUUUUGGACCUGCUCGCAUUUACAAUGAUUUUGCCUUUACUACCGUCGCUAUUGGACUAUUACGAUAAAGAGGAAGGUCAUAAAGCAACUUUAUACUCUUCUCUUUUAAAUGCCGUCCAAAGAUUUCAGAAAAUAACUGGCGCUCCUGAGAGAUUUGCCUCUGUUUUAUUUGGAGGUGCACUAGGAUCUUUAUAUAGUUUUUUACAAUUCUUGACAAGCCCUAUAGUAGGAAGCCUUUCAGAUGCUUAUGGAAGAAAGCCCUUAUUACUUUUAUGUCUGAUAGGAAUAGCCUUAUCUCAUGGCUUAUGGAGUUAUGCUAGUUCAUUCAGCCUGUUUGUGUUAGCCAGGUUUAUUGGUGGUUUAAGCAAGGCCAAUGUUAGUCUUAGCAUGGCAAUUGUAACUGAUGUUUCCAAUGAUAAAAAUAGAGCUAGAGGCAUGGCUUUAAUCGGUUUAGCAUUUUCAAUAGGUUUUAUUGUGGGUCCUUUGGCCGGUGCUUGGUUUGCAAAAAACAAUGAUAAUUCCUGGGGCAUGUGGGGUGAACGACCUGCACUGUAUGCUCUGUCCCUAUCUGUUGCAAAUAUACUUCUUGUCACUUUUUGUAUACCAGAAACAUUAUCAAAGGACAAAAGACCGUCACUGUCACUAAGCCUAUCAAAAUGCCUUGAUUAUGUGUCUCCAUGGCAUUUAAUGAGAUUCAGAGCUGUGAAAAACUUAACAGCUAAACAGAGCAAAGUUCUGUAUAAAUUGGGGCUAAUUUAUUUCAUCUAUCUUUUUACGUAUUCUGGACUGGAAUUUACUCUCACAUUUUUGACGCAUCACACAUUUAAAUACACUGCUAUGCAGCAGGGUAAAAUGUUUCUAGUGAUAGGUGUUAUUAUGAGUGUCCUACAAGGAGGUGCGUCACGGCGUCUAGGCGCGCGCGGGGCUGUACGCGCGGCUCAACUUGCAUUGGUGUUAACUCCACUUUCCUUCUUAUGUGUCGCACAAGCCGCUGUCCCGCGACCAGCUCUGAUGAGCCCUCUCGCUUGGUUAUGGGCGGGCCUUGUACUAUUUGCUCUGUCAACGGCUUUUGCGGUAUCUUGUAUGACAUCGAUGGCGGCGUCUCAUUCACCUGAAGACUCUCGAGGGGCCGUUUUGGGCACGUUACGAUCUCUCGGAGCCCUAGCUCGCGCCGCUGGUCCGUUAAUUGCUUCCACAGUAUAUUGGUGCUCAGGCGCAGCUGUAACCUACACCAUUGGUGCGGUAAUUCUAAUCAUUCCAGCUGUUAUGUUGUGUAGACUUAAAACGUAA
This is a messenger RNA of Pieris macdunnoughi, 1446 nucleotides long. The record is from the annotation of a GenBank genome assembly. Lineage: Eukaryota; Metazoa; Arthropoda; Insecta; Lepidoptera; Pieridae.